AUGGCUACUGCACCGGGAAUCGGGAUGAUGGCAAAUCUUAUGGAAGCGGUACAAAAUUUCGGUGUAUCUGAUUGUGCUCGGAUCAUUCAACUACACCCAGAAACUGUUAAUUUAAUUGGCUGGAGUGGAUUAACACCCAUUCACAAAGCAGCUCUGCGAGGAAAUCUAGAAAUUGUCCAAUUAUUAAUAGCUAAUGGUGCUUUUAUUAAUCAGCCGAACAAUGCUGGAGAAUUACCCGUCCAUUAUGCAUGCAAACGAGGGAGUCCUAUGAUUAUUCAUUUACUAUAUCUGGUUGAAGUUGUUGGUUCAUCAUUGAAUAAGAGAGACAAUAGCGGAAUAUCUGCCCUACAUCUAGCAAGUCAGUUCGGGCAUUUUGACACAGUUAGGUAUCUACUGAAAAACCAGCGAUCCGAUGUGAACUGGAUGGAUCAUGCUGGGAAUCUUGCACUCCAUUUAGCAUGUACAAACGGGCAUUCUGACAUAGCAUGGGUGCUGUUGCAGAAGGGAAAAAUUGCACAGAUCAACCAGAAAAACAAGGCUGGUGAUUGUCCACUAAAUAUUGCCAGAGACGGAAAAUCAUACAGGCAUGCUCCUCUUGCCAAAGAGCUUGCAUACUGGGGCAGUUUACGUUGCCAGGACCAUCCUCCAAAAGGACCUUUAUUUUCGUGGUAUUUUCUACUGCUCUUACCAACCAUUGCAUUUACAUUUUUAAUACUAUCGUGUUCAUAUUUGGGCGUUUAUGGUAAUGUUGUUGCCUUAUUUGGUAUAUUUUUCCUGACAUGUUUAAUUGGUCGACAGAUGCACAGACUAGCGCAUAUGUCAAGGUGGAGUAAUCCAGUUUUUUUUGGAGCGUUUGCUGGCGGCUUAUUUCACACAUCAGUUUGUUAUUUCUAUCUGGUGCUUCCAAAUAUCCUUUUAUAUAAUGUAUGUUUGGAACAGCCUUAUUAUGCAAUUUUAACCAAAGAUCCAGGUAUAUGUCGUAUACCAAGGAGAGGACCCGGAAAAGAGUCUCCAUUCAUGACAAUAGAACACAUUGCAACUAAGGAAUUGGAAACUGAAAAAUACUGUAUAUUUUGUGAGAUGUCUUUACCCGACCGCACCCGACAUUGUAAGCUAUGUGAGAACUGCAUGGUUGAAAUGGAUCACCAUUGUCUUUUCCUAUUAAGAUGUGUAGCUGCUAACACUCAUCGGCUCUUUGUGUGUUUCAUCAUCGUCGUCAUGUCGGUACAGAUUACGUUUCUCUUUUCGGCUGUGAAGUAUAUGCAAGUGAGUUAUGAGGAUAUGCCGCUUUGGGAUAUACCGAGCACGGCUUUUUCUGAGCAGGUCUGGCUGUUCACUGUCUGCUUGGUAAAUAUUGCUUCCAUUGUCUGGGGGACGUUUCUUCUGAGAAGUCAGUUGGAGGUGAUAUCUACGGGACAUACCACUGUUAUUCGCUCACAGAUGAAUGCUACUAAGCUCUUGACUUUUCUUGAUAAAUUAAACAAUGUGUGCAAUUUUUUCAGAGGGUUAAAAACAUUGACGCCAGAAGAAAUUUGUGAAAUGAAAGCAACGUCUUUGUUUGAGAACGUUCAUCCUCUUUAG
This is a messenger RNA of Saccoglossus kowalevskii, 1581 nucleotides long. RefSeq lists its product as uncharacterized. Lineage: Eukaryota; Metazoa; Hemichordata; Enteropneusta; Harrimaniidae. The record is from RefSeq and is a predicted model, not a curated record. Gene Ontology annotation, molecular function: palmitoyltransferase activity; protein binding.